AUGGAUGGUAAUGAUAAUAUUGUCAUUCUACAUGACAAUCAAAUUCGUUCAUUCAAAGAUGCUAAAAAUAUCUAUGAUGUUGAGCUUAUUUCGCCUGCUAGAGCUAUCACUGCUACAGAUGAUCAGAUCAUUGUGUUACUUCGAGAUAAACUGCAACUAAUUGUACUUUCAACUAGUCUAGAAGUGAUCAAGCAGAUACAGAUAGCAGACGGUAUACAGAAUACCUGUAAUUUUGUUGCCGCAUAUAAUGAUUCAUAUUAUAUCAGUUGUGAUAGUUAUAUUUUGCAAAUUUCAAAGGACGGUGUAAAGAAGAAAAGAAUUGGGAAAAAGAAUGGCAGUUAUUCACUGGGGAUCACCUUUGACGAUAAAUCCAGGCUGAUUGUCGUUGUAAGGGGCAGGCCAAAACUACGAGUUUUUCAGAAUGGCGUAGAGUUUCAAGAGUUAUUCUAUGGUGAAGCAACAUCAAUUUGGUCUGAAGUAUUGUAUGAACGAGGCAGACUACAUGUUAUUGACUACUUAUCCAACACGCUUAACACCUUCCAGUAUCCAGUGGAUCUCCUAUAG
This is a messenger RNA of Enterobius vermicularis (human pinworm), 564 nucleotides long. NCBI's taxonomy places the organism in Eukaryota, Metazoa, Nematoda, Chromadorea, Rhabditida, Oxyuridae. The record is from the annotation of a GenBank genome assembly.